Messenger RNA from Lolium perenne, 1764 nucleotides. RefSeq lists its product as uncharacterized. NCBI's taxonomy places the organism in Eukaryota, Viridiplantae, Streptophyta, Magnoliopsida, Poales, Poaceae. Gene Ontology annotation, molecular function: zinc ion binding; nucleic acid binding. The record is from RefSeq and is a predicted model, not a curated record.
AAAAUUAUGGCAUGUUUAUUUUAUAUGCAUGCAAUUUUACUAAUGAAUGUCCAUGUCAAAUUUCAGCUUCCGCUGCGAUGCGUUAUGAUGCUGUCGAGCAGUUGACCGGCAGCAACUUUCCUCGUUGGAAGAACUCCAUUGAGCUAUGUUUGGCUUUCAACGAGUUUGAUUAUGCCUUAAGGGAGGAUAAGCCCGUGGCGCCAGUUGCUGGUGCUACGGGGUAUGAUGAACUAAAGAAAACUUAUAACUCCAAGAUGGAGAAGUGGGACAAAUCCAAUCAUGUUGCAAUGCUCGUGAUGAAUUCUUCCAUUUCACCUGAGAUUAUUGGGGUUCUCCCCAAGAAAGAUACUGCUAAGAAAUUUAUGGAAGCCUUGGAGGAGCAAUUCAAAGGCUCUGAAAAGGUUUAUGCUCAUGAGCUUUUUCACAAGCUACUUGGCAAGUAUAAAAAUGAUGGUGAUGUUAGGGGACACAUACUGAGAAUGAUAAAUGCUUCAAAUAAACUGGAGCACCUAAAGUGUGAGCUCAGUGACAACCUCCUUAUCAUCAUGAUCUUGGAGUCCCUCCCUGAAGAGUUCGAUCAGUUCAAGAUCAACUACAAUUCCAUGAAGGAUAAGUGGACACUUGCUGAGAUAUCCCCUCGGAUUGUCCAGGAAGAAGAAAGAAUGAUGAGGCAGAACAAGGAUCAGGCUUUUCAUGUUGGCUCCUCAAAGAGAAAGCAUGACGGGUCAGGCCCUUCAAAGUCUCCAAAGAAGACCUUCAAAAAGGAAAUGCCAAAGUUUAAAGCAAAGGAAAAGGAUAACGGACAGUCUUCAGCGCCUACUGAUAAUGUGUGUUUCUUUUGUAAGAAGGAAGGCCAUUACAGGAAAGACUGUCAUGAAUACCUCAAGUGGAUGAUGAAGAAAGGGAUUAAAUUUGAUCCAAACCAUAACAAGCGGGGCAAGACGACUUAGAGUUGCAAAUGGAGUUGAAGUUGAUGUUGAAGCUGUUGGGUCACUCACCUUGGAGCUCCACACCGGCUUUCACCUUCAUUUAAAUAAUGUUCUUUAUGUACCUACUUUAAGUAGGAAUUUGAUUCAGUUUCUUGUCUCGAUGAUAACAUGUUUGAGUGCAAGUUUGGUAACAAACAAUUUGUUUUAAAUUAUUGUAAUAAUGAUGUUGGCCUCGGUGUCAGACGAGGCAAACUAUAUAUGUUAUCUAUGAAUGAUUAUGUUUUGCAUGUGAGUAAUGUUUCAAAUGUUGAGAAGAAAUGGAAGGGUACUAGUACUUCUUCGAAAUUGUGGCACUGUCGUUUGGGCCACAUUUCGAGGGGGAGAAUGGAAAGACUUAUUAAAAAUGAUGUACUCCUCCCAUUAGACUUCUCCGAUGCGGACAAAUGUGUUGAUUGCAUCAAAGGUAAAUAUGCAAAAACAAUUAAGAAAGGAGCGGUAAGAGCCACGAGUGUCCUCGAACUCAUACAUACUGACAUAUGCGGACCUCUUAAUGUUAAGUCUAUAGAUGGUUUUGAUUCGUUCAUCACCUUCACAGACGACUUUUCCCGUUAUGGGUACAUUUACCCUAUACGUGAUCGAUCGGAAGCUUUGGACAAAUUUAAAGUGUUCAAAGCCGAAGUUGAGAACCAACUGAAUGCAAAAAUUAAAGUUGUACGAUCUGAUCGCGGGGGAGAGUAUUACGGUAGGCACGCUCCUUAUGGGCAAAUUCCAGGACCUUUUGCUAAGUUCCUAGCUGAGAAUGGAAUUGUUGCCCAUUAUUCAAUGCCUGGUGAAC